GCAAGACAAAGGAAAAGUUAAUACAAUGAAUGAAAGCCACCAGAGUCACGUGUGUCACACAUGCCAUGCAGUAAGUACGAGUCUGUCUGCCAGACAUCCAUCCAUCCAUCUCACAGGCCAGGCUCCAUCCAUUCACACACACACAGCUGGGAAGGGCAUGCAUUGGAUGGAUGUACGCCUUAUGCACAAACAACCGCUGACAGACAGACAGGCAUGAGAGAGAGUCCUCAGUCAGGGACACGCUCGUAAGAGCGAGCAGACCAGUGGCGUAGAUCAGUGGACGUGACGCCCACACACAUACCGUCACAGCGACAGAAAAAUGGCUCUCACACAAGCCAAGCCAUCGGCUUGCACCCACCCAUCCCGUCAGUCAGCAUCACCGACCUCAGCCCGGUCAGAACUCAUGUGGGAGGUACUUGACGAAGCACACAAGGCUGGCCUUGUCGACAAGAUCACACUCAGCGAGCGUCUUCAUCUUGUCCUCGGUGAUCUCCUUUCCCUUCCACUGGCACUGUAUGCGGCUCUUGGGGAUGCCGCCCUCCCACUUGAGCUUGUCAAGCAUCGCAUCCACCGUCAUGUCCCUGGUCAAACCCUCCAAAGUGAUGGUCUUCUUGCCGCACCCGAAGUAGGUGUUGAAGGACACGCACAUCCGCUCCCUUGCGCUGCUGGGUUGGGCAGAGUCAUUGCGGGGAGGCGCUUGUGAUGCUUGAGGAGCCGCAUCGGAUAAUGAUUGGCGUUGACCCAUCUCUGCUCUCUUCGCAACUCUGCUUCGCAGACGUCCAUCAAGCACCUCGAGCCCUCGAUGACGAAACAAAGAGCGUUGGAUAUCCUUUUCUGUUGGAUGGGUUAAGA
This is a messenger RNA of Vitrella brassicaformis, 852 nucleotides long. NCBI's taxonomy places the organism in Eukaryota, Vitrellaceae. The record is from the annotation of a GenBank genome assembly.